Aspergillus tanneri is the source of this 1032-nucleotide messenger RNA. Its product is annotated as 2,4,5-trihydroxytoluene oxygenase. Gene Ontology annotation, biological process: L-methylmalonyl-CoA metabolic process. Gene Ontology annotation, cellular component: mitochondrion. Gene Ontology annotation, molecular function: methylmalonyl-CoA epimerase activity. Bases 1 to 1032 code for a protein of 343 amino acids. The transcript has a single exon. Lineage: Eukaryota; Fungi; Ascomycota; Eurotiomycetes; Eurotiales; Aspergillaceae. The record is from RefSeq and is a predicted model, not a curated record.
AUGAGUAUCCCGGACGUGGAAAACCAUCCCAACAAGGUCCAGCUCACCCGCUUGAGCCAUUUCUAUUUCGAACACCCAGAUCUCCAGAAAUUUAGAGACUUUGCGAAGGACUUUGGGUUUGUUGAGGCUGCGAAUAAAGGCGACACUAUCUAUUAUCGCGGAUAUGGCAAGGAGCCGUACGUCUAUGUGGCCUCAAAAAGCCAGACUGGAAAGCCUCGCUUCUUAGGCGGGGCAUUUGUCGCUAAAGAUGCCGAAAAUUUCCAAAAAGCUGUCAACCUACCGGGUGCGACUGUUACGGAUCUAACUGAUGCGCCCGGGGGCGGACAAAGAGUGACCUUUGCCCGGCCUAAUGGCACCUUCUUUCAUGUGGUGUAUGGGCAGAAAGAGCGGGAGAUCAACCCAUUGCAGGGCCCCCCUUCGGCCACACAUGAGCUCCAAGGCCCCAUCAACAUGCCUUUUGAGAAGGCGCGCAAGGGCCAGUUCCAACGAUACCACCCAGGGCCAGCAUUGGUGCACAAAGCCGGCCAUUUUGGCUACGUGUGUAAAGAAUUCGACGAUGAGCUUGAGUUCUAUACCUCAAACUUCAACUUUGUCCAUUCCGAUGUGCUAUCAGAUCCCAAGUCCCCUGAUAUAGAUGUGAUGACAUUCAUGCACCUCGAUCUCGGCAAGGACUAUUCAGAUCAUCAUUCCUUAUUCCUGAAACGGGCUGAUCCCGAGGCUGGUAAGACUUACAUCCAUCACAGCUCGUACGAGGUGGCGGAUUUUGAUACCCAGUUACUCGGCCACGAGUGGCUGGCUCAGCAUGGCUGGAAGCCUGCAUGGGGAGUCGGUAGACAUAUUCUUGGGAGUCAGAUCUUUGAUUAUUGGCACGAUGCAAGUGGUUUCAAGAUAGAGCACUAUGCUGAUGGAGAUGUUGUGAACAAUGAUAAUCCCACCCACCGGGAGGUCGCUGGUCCCAUGUCAGUUUGGGGACCCGAGUACCCAAAGGACUUUUUAGUGGAUGCGACAUUGUCUGAUGAAUUCUUUCCAUAG